CUUUUUUUAUUUUAUAUAAUUUAGUUAUCGUUUAGAAAAGUCGAAGCGAAAUUUCAGAAAAUAUUACUUUUUAAAAAAAAGAAGCAGAAGAAACAAAAGGAAGGGGAGCGAACAAAAAAGAGUAAGGAAAAGCAGUACUUUGAUCGCCAGCCCUAGAAGUUAACCCAUGCACCAGCUGCUUGUAUAAAAAGCUUUACAUUUUGCAAAAGAAGGGAUUUCAGCACGAAAUUGAAGUUGUUUUUAAAAACCAUGGUUGCCACUGCUGUGACAUCGGCGUUUUUCCCAGUCACUUCUUCACCUGACUCCUCUGACUCGAAAAACAAGAAGCUCGGAAGCAUCAAGUCGAAGCCAUCGGUUUCUUCUGGAAGUUUGCAAGUCAAGGCAAAUGCUCAAGCACCUCCGAAAAUAAACGGUACCGUGGCGGUGACGACUUCCGUGGAAGGUUCCAAGAACGAUGACGGUGCAAGUUCCCCUCCUCCCAGGACGUUUAUCAACCAGUUACCUGAUUGGAGCAUGCUUCUUGCUGCUAUCACAACCAUUUUCUUGGCUGCUGAGAAGCAGUGGAUGAUGCUUGAUUGGAAGCCGAGGCGGCCUGACAUGGUCAUUGAUCCGUUUGGCAUAGGGAAGAUUGUUCAGGAUGGUCUUGUUUUCAGUCAGAACUUCUCGAUUAGAUCAUAUGAGAUAGGCGCUGAUCAAACAGCAUCCAUAGAGACACUAAUGAAUCAUUUACAGGAAACAGCCAUAAAUCAUUGUCGAAGUGCUGGACUGCUUGGAGAGGGUUUUGGUGCAACACCUGAGAUGUGCAAGAAGAACCUAAUAUGGGUUGUCACACGGAUGCAAGUUGUGGUUGAUCGCUAUCCUACUUGGGGUGAUGUUGUUCAAGUCGACACUUGGGUCAGUGCAUCGGGGAAGAAUGGCAUGCGAAGAGAUUGGCUUGUCAGCAAUAGUGAAACUGGUGAAAUUUUAACACGAGCCACAAGUGUAUGGGUGAUGAUGAAUAAACUGACUAGAAGGUUAUCUAAAAUCCCAGAAGAGGUUCGAGGGGAAAUAGAACCUUUUUUUAUGAAUUCAGAUCCUGUUCUGGCUGAGGAUAGCCAGAAACUAGUGAAACUCGAUGACAGCACUGCUGAACACGUGUGCAAAGGUCUAACUCCUAAAUGGAGCGACUUGGAUGUCAACCAGCAUGUCAAUAAUGUGAAGUACAUUGGCUGGAUCCUUGAGAGUGCUCCAUUACCAAUCUUGGAGAGUCACGAGCUUUCCGCCAUGACUCUGGAGUAUAGGAGGGAAUGCGGGAGGGACAGCGUGCUGCAGUCACUGACCACUGUGUCUGAUUCCAACACGGAAAACGCAGUAAACGUUGGUGAAUUUAAUUGCCAACAUUUGCUCCGACUCGAGGAUGGAGCUGAGAUUGUGAGAGGCAGGACCCGAUGGAGGCCUAAACAUGCCGAAAGUUCUGCUAACAUGGAUCAAAUUACCGCAGAAAGGACAUAGAAAUCCGAGUAAUCUCAUUGCUGUGUGUAGUAUCUAUCGUGCUCUUUUCGGAUUUAUAUACAUAUAUUCCUUAUGAUUAUUAGUCUUCCUUUGAGAAAAAAAAGGGGUUGUAAUUAGGCUUGUUUAAGAGUCGGGUUUUCGUACAUAGCCUUGUAAGGCUCAGCUCGUAUGACCCGAGCCUCGGACACGGAUUUUGUGAAUUCGGGCCUGUGCCCUAACCAGCAUAGGCUCUGUCCACGGAAAGGUGGUUCUGCUUUUGAAAAAUUGAAUAGCCAUGUGAGAUGGCUCUCUCCCUACAUUAUGGGCUUAGAGACCGGGUAGUUUAGGAUAAAAUUUAUCUUUAAUUUGGGAGGAUUUGUAUAUUUUUUUUGCCUUUAUUUUAACCUAAAUUUGCUUAUAAUUAUUUGGUUUUAUAUUUAGGUAUUGAGUCAAUGAAGUUUUUAAAUUUUAAAA
Molecule: messenger RNA, 1944 nt
Organism: Gossypium raimondii (Peruvian cotton)
Lineage: Eukaryota; Viridiplantae; Streptophyta; Magnoliopsida; Malvales; Malvaceae
Product: palmitoyl-acyl carrier protein thioesterase, chloroplastic
Exons: 7
Coding region: 250-1491 (413 amino acids)
Biological process (GO): fatty acid biosynthetic process
Molecular function (GO): acyl carrier activity; fatty acyl-[ACP] hydrolase activity
Source: RefSeq, a predicted model, not a curated record